UAGGUGGCGCUGUUUUUCAACAUGGAGGGUCUGUCAAAUUUUCUCUCGAUAAUUCAUGUUAAUAACGUUAUUCCUGUCUCUUUGUAACACACACGGGAUACUGCAGUUGACUAGAUAAAAAAAUGCCAGGGUGUUGUGGGUGUUGGGAGGUCCUGAGGCCUCCAAGGUACAAGCGUCUGGUUGACAGCAUUUUCCCGGCAAAUCCGCAGGAUGGUUUGGUAAAGAAUAACAUGGACAAAUUGACAUUUUAUGCCAUGACAACAUCUGAGAAACUAGACAGAAUUGGCAUGUAUUUGGAACAGAGAUUAAGCCGAGACAUUAGCAGACACCGCAUAGGGUUUGUUUUUGUGGCCAUGGAUGCCCUGGAUCAACUUUUAGUUGCUUGUCAUGCUCACUCCUUGAAUCUCUUUGUGGAAAGUUUUUUGAAAAUGGUGCAGAAACUGUUAGAAUGUGAAGAAGCUGAACUUCAGAUUCUUGCCACUCAGUCAUUUAUCAAAUUUGCCAACAUUGAAGAAGAUACGCCCUCUUAUCAUAGAAGAUAUGAUUUCUUUGUUUCAAAGUUCAGUGUAAUGAGCCACAAUGCAGACAGGAAUGAAAAUGUUCGAGCAAAAAUAAGAGGUGCUGGACUUUUAGGGUUACAGGGUGUGGUCAGAAAGACAGUCAGUGAUGACCUCCAGGUCAAUAUCUGGGACCCUGUGCACAUGGACAAAAUUGUCCCUUCACUAUUGUUCAAUAUGCACACACCUGAGUUUAUGUCAGUGAACACAGAGAGUCCCAGAGAUGAGGAACAUCCUGCAUACAUUGCUGAGAUGGUCUUCAGGGACCUUGUGUGUAGAGCUUCCUAUGGGAAUGUUAAAUCUGUCCUCCAACCUGUUCUGUGUCAUAUAGACAACCACAGACUUUGGGUGCCAAACGAGUUUGCUGUGAAAUGCUUCAAGAUUAUCAUGUACUCGGUUCAACAACAAUAUGGCUACCUGGUCAUACAGAUGCUGAUGUCUCACCUGGACACACAUACCAACAGUGACCCCAGUAUCAAGGCCAGCAUCAUUGAGGUUUUGUAUGAGUCUGUUCUCAUCUCUGCCGGAGGAUCCAUAGGACCCUCUGUCCUGGAUGUGUUUAAUACACUUCUGAGACACCUGAAAACAUCUGUUGACAACAAGAGUCCUGAGGGGGAGAAACGAAACAUGGAGAAAAAGUUUGAAGAGGCCAUCAUUAACACCAUAGGUGAAUUUGCCAACAAUUUACCAGAUUACCAGAAAAUAGAAAUCAUGAUGUUUAUCAUGGGGAAAUUUCCUCAGUUUAGCAACAGUGAAGAAAUGGGAUUCAUGGACAACUAUCUUCAAACUAUGCUUCUUAAAACAUUACUAAAGGUUGCCACAAAAUACAAGACUGUGAUAAUGAAUAACGCAUUUCCUCCGGAGUUCUUGCAUCCUCUGCUACGGAUUUCCCUGUUGGAUGACCCUGGAUUGAGAGUGGUGGUCCAAGAGAUUUUACACACGCUCCUAGACAGACAUGACAAUGCCAGCAAGCUCAAAACUGUCAGUAUUCCUAAAGAUGUUGUCUCAGAACUAGAUCUUACCGUGGAUAAGGUUCCCAGACAAGACAGUCUGUUCAUGAAAAAGAAUGGAAUCCAAUUUUAUUGGCACAUAUUAGAAAACCUGCAGAUGGAAUCAAACAAAGCAGACAAUUUUGAAGUGAUCUUCUGCACAAUGUGUUUGAUAACCAUUGAAAUGGGAGGAGACGAUAUUUUAGUAGAACUCAUUCGAUUGGCUCUUGAUAUUCAGAGUAUGACGAUAGAGUCCACUCUGCCAAAGACACACAAGUGUUGUAACCAUGCCAUUGUGGCAGCAUAUCUGAAUGUUUUAGCCCAGAUUACCAACAUGUCCCCUCUAGUCCAGUAUCUCUCUGAUUUAUUUGAGCUGAGGAGGAAAGAGGCUUGUCAUUUGUUACCAGAGUUUGCUUUCAAUCGAUCUAACAGAGAUUCAAGUGUUAAAGAUGAAGACUAUCCAAAGGAGGAUAAAGUAGAGGAGAAAUGGUUAUUUGACCAGACAGCAUUACAGGACAUCCUGACGGAGUGCGGACAUGAUGCCUCUCGUCUCAGUGCACCCCUGGCCCAGAGACCCCAUAGCAGUAUGGGUAUCAUGAUACACGAUUCUGGCAUGGUUAACAGUAUGAGUGACAUUGGUUCCAUUAACAUUGAACUGGACAGUAUUGAAAGCUCACCGCUGCUGGCUAGAAAAAAAGUAGAAGAGAUUACAGUUGAAUCCUUAAAGAAAAUGUUAGCUGAAGACCAGUCUGUGAAGCGAGAAGAGGAUGCCAAGAAACGACAAGAAAUAUUUGAGACAUUCCAGAAUGCACCUUUCGAGGAGAUUGUUGCAAGAGCCGAAGCCAAGUCUAAUUGCUUCCAUGACAAGUUAUAUGAGAUCCUAGAGAUGAGUCCCCCUUCCAGUCCAGACCACACAACAAAAGAAAGCCAAAACGCUGUACCUGUCUUUGAAAUGCAGUUCCCUAGUUUAUAUGUGUACUAAUUUAUUUAUGAAAAAAACUUAACCUAGAGAAUACAAAUACAUUUAAUAUUACAAUGUACAGAAUUCAAUAAGUUUGGUACAUGUCUUACAAGGUUUUGUGAAUUACAUAUUUUCAUUCACAUACAUACAGAAAUAAAUAAUAGUUUAUAACAGUGCAGUUCAGUUUCACCCAGUAUUUUCAGUAUGAUUUUAUUAUAUUCUACCGGUAUUAGUCAGUGUCAGUUAUUUACAAUAUAGAUUUUUAAACUUUUAAACUGGAGUCCCGUGCAAUACAUGUAAUAGUCAUUCAAGGGUAUUAUGUGAUUGGUGUUAUUUAUUUAUGAGGAAAUUUGUCUUGUUAAUUAUUGCCCUGGUUUUGAACAAACAAUAAUAAUAAAGAAAGUAAAACAUAAA
Magallana angulata is the source of this 2921-nucleotide messenger RNA. Its product is annotated as protein EFR3 homolog B-like. The transcript is spliced from 24 exons. Gene Ontology annotation, cellular component: plasma membrane. Bases 123 to 2528 code for a protein of 801 amino acids. Gene Ontology annotation, biological process: protein localization to plasma membrane. Lineage: Eukaryota; Metazoa; Mollusca; Bivalvia; Ostreida; Ostreidae. The record is from RefSeq and is a predicted model, not a curated record.